This is a messenger RNA of Suillus plorans, 1074 nucleotides long. RefSeq lists its product as uncharacterized. The coding region runs from base 1 to 1074 and encodes 357 amino acids. The record is from RefSeq and is a predicted model, not a curated record. The transcript is spliced from 4 exons. Lineage: Eukaryota; Fungi; Basidiomycota; Agaricomycetes; Boletales; Suillaceae.
AUGAUCCUCAAGAAACACGCAGAACAUGGAUGUGGAGCAGAGUAUUUGGAUCGUGGUGAACAGGAGUGGCACCUUGUUGCAGCUUUUGAUAAAUGGGCUGAAAAAGGUAUGUGGUUAGCAGCAGCUCAGAAGGUACAUCAAGAACAACUUAAACAUGUCCAAAAAGAGUGUUUUGAGCGCUUAGAUCAAGACAUCCGGUCUGAUGGCAGCCAUGUUGAGGGUACCCACAAAGGCUGGAACUCAUUACAGUAUGCCCAACCAAGUAGGAUCGGAAUGCUGUCUGCGCUUAGUCAUGACUUUGUUCUCCAUCGAAACAUUAGGGUCACUUCCAGUAGGCAUCAAAUGAUGCUCUUUGUCAAACUCACUCACAGCUCCCAUCACAUCCAGCUCUCUAACCACAUAGCAAGACUCUACAAUAGACUGUACAAGAAGGACACACAGCUGCUUCCUCCACCAGAACUCCCAGGUGUGGACUCCGGCGAGACCUUUGGACUUGUAGUAUCAGAUAAUACAACUAUGUUUGGUGGUUUGCUCAUCAAGGAAGAGACUGCAGAUGCCAAACUCACACAUAACUUGGAGAGCUCCACAGUCCUGUCACAGAGGUAUGUCAUACCAUCCUUGAUCAAUGGUACCCACAAAAACUUUCUCCCAAAUUCUCACAGGGUCAUCCAGCAGUCACCAGCACUGACAUCAACAACUCAAUCACCCCUGACCAACAUUGUAUAUGCAAACUUCCUCCUAAAUUCUUGGAGAAUCACUCAUGCUGGCAUCAACAACUCAAUUACUUGGUCUCAGCACUUAUUCUCCAUUGCCACAGGUAUUGAUCCUCGCUCACUGACCUUUCAAAGUUCAGACGAGUUCUACCUGUUUAUGGACAUGUGGGCCAAGUUCAUAUGGCUGUCAUAUCAAAUUUUCUCUUGCAUCACUCUGUAUUUUCUGAUAUCUGGAUAUGAACACAUAGCAAAGAGGAACAAUGAGACAUUUUGGCACCACCAUUGUUCUGUUGUACCUCUUGUCAAGGAGGAGCUAGGGAAAAGGUCAGUUCACUCAAGUUCACACCAAGUUACAUGCUGA